AACUCUUUGGUACUUUUGUUAAGUAUUUGACUUUAUUUCACUUACAAGAAAAAUGAUUGAAGGCGGAGAUAUGUCAAACGAAGCAGCAGUUGAAGAUGACUCGACAGAUGAACAAGACUUUUUAGAACAAGCGAGGAAAUAUUUACAAGAGACUUAUCAAGAGCUGAAAUGUACCGGAGCUCCAUUGACUGAUAAUGAAACACCUUUAACUGAAACACGAGGUGUCGAUAUUAAAACAUCAGUUAUCGAAGUGGAAACACCAGCUGUUCAAACCGAAACUCUUUCUGUCGAAAUCGAAGCACCAGCAGUCAAAUUGGAAACAGGAGCCAUGGGAUGCGAAACAGCAGAUUUUGAAGUUGAAACAUCAGAUGAUGAAAUUGAAGAAAGAUCAGUUAUUGAAGAAGCUGUACUGGAAACAGUAGCCAUGGAAUGCGAAUCACCAGAUGUUGAAGUUCUAACAUCAGAUGUUGAAAUUAAAGAAGGAUCAGUUAUUGAAGAAGAAUUAGCAUCAGAUGUCGAAAUCGAAACGCCGUGGCCAAUAUGGGCAGAGGGUCCGGGCUUGAUGGACUGCUUUGUCGGUGAUCAGGGCUUCUUUAAAGUCUUCACCGGAGAUGCCGGACAAGGUACACUUAGUGUGCAAUUGAAGAAACCUAAAACCAAAGCUCGAGUAAGAAAGUGGAAGGGAGUGAAAGAGACCGUUACCUGUAGAUACAACCCAGAAGUAGCUGGAAAGUACAUUAUCAAAAUCAAGUGGGAUGACGAACAUAUAAUAGGCAGUCCAUUCACGAUACAAGUCAGAAUUAAACGUUCAGCAAUUGAAAUCGAAACACCAGCUGUCGAAAUCGAAGCACCGGCUGUUGAAGUUGAAACAGCAGCCAUGGAAUACGAAACAGCAAAUGUUGAAGAUGAAGUAUCAGAUGUUGAAAUUGACGAAAGAUCAGUUAUUGAAGAAGAAGCACCAAUUGCCAAAACUGAAGCUCCGGUUGUCGAAGUUGAAACGAUAGCUAUGGACAUAGAAAGACGGUGGCCAGCUCUUGAAAUUGAAACGCCGUGGCCAGUAUGGGCAGAGGGUCCGGGCUUGAUGGACUGCUUUGUCGGUGAUCAGAGUUACUUUCAAAUCUUCACCGGAGAUGCCGGACAAGGUACACUAAGUGUGCAAUUGAAGAAACCCUUAGCCAUACCUCGACUGAGAAAGUGGAAGGGAGUAAAAGUUAGUGAAUGGAGGGGAGCCAAACGGACUGUAACCUGUUGCUACAACUCAGAAGUAGCUGGAAAGUACAUUAUAAAAAUCAAGUGGGAGGAUGAGCACAUUAUGGGCAGUCCAUUUAAAAUACAAAUCAGAAAACGUCCAGCAAUCAAAAUCGAAACACCUACUGUUGAAGUCCAAGUACUAGCAAUUGAAGCGGUUGAAGUCAAGUUACCAACUGUAAAAGAGAAACGUGAAACGCUGAAAAAGAUACGAGCAGAAGGUCCGGGCUUAAUGGACUGUUUGGUGGGUGAUCUAACCUACUUCCAAAUAUUUAAAAAACAUGCUGGACACGGUACACUUAGUGUGCAAGUAAAAACACCAAAAGCCAAAUCUCAAGUUAGUGAAUGGGAGGGAGCGAAACGGACCAUUUCUUGUAGAUACAACCCAGAAGUAGCUGGAAAGUACAUUAUCGUAAUAAAGUGGGAGAAGGAACACAUAAUGGGCAGUCCAUUUAGCAUAAAAGUCAGGGAACGUCCAGCUAAAUCUAUUAAAUUUGAAAUGCCUGCUGUCGAAUCAUGAUCUGAAACGUAAAAUUCAAGAUCAGAACAACAGAUGUUGAUACUGACAUGGAUGACUUUACGAUUACCAGACUUGAGAGACUGUACGGCAUUGGGAAACAAGUGUUACAUGCCACCCUGGCCUUCAGAUGUUAUAAACCCCUCCGGGAUAGAAUAAGAUUCUGAUAAUCCCGGCUCCCGCUAAAUAGAUUUUGAUAAUCCCGGCUCCCGCUGUUAGUUUUUACCCGCUGAAUGAAUAACCCCGGCAUAAUUUCUAUAAUCCCGCCCCGCUAUUUGGUUCGACCCGGUUCAUUUAUUUAACAGAUAUUAAUUUGUGUU
Molecule: messenger RNA, 2085 nt
Organism: Bolinopsis microptera
Lineage: Eukaryota; Metazoa; Ctenophora; Tentaculata; Lobata; Bolinopsidae
Product: filamin-B-like
Exons: 1
Coding region: 53-1768 (571 amino acids)
Biological process (GO): actin cytoskeleton organization
Molecular function (GO): actin filament binding
Source: RefSeq, a predicted model, not a curated record